Motacilla alba alba is the source of this 660-nucleotide messenger RNA. Its product is annotated as E3 ubiquitin-protein ligase RNF4-like. The transcript is spliced from 6 exons. NCBI's taxonomy places the organism in Eukaryota, Metazoa, Chordata, Aves, Passeriformes, Motacillidae. The coding region runs from base 175 to 555 and encodes 126 amino acids. Gene Ontology annotation, biological process: positive regulation of transcription by RNA polymerase II. Gene Ontology annotation, molecular function: transcription factor binding. The record is from RefSeq and is a predicted model, not a curated record.
GGUUCCUAAACUGCUUCUUUUUCUACCCUGUUGCAGCAGCUGGAGCAAAACCAGCAGCACCCACUUGUUUCCAGAGCAGCAGAUAACUCAGUCCUGCUACUGGCAAGUGAUGAAGAGGAAGGAAGAAACAACAAUAGUGCAUGGUCAUCAGGUAUUCUUAGUUCUCCAAACUGGAUGGAUGAAUACUUAGAGCUUAUUGAAGAGUGUGAUGAGCAAAGAAGCCAGCUGCUGUUGGACAGCUCUGUACUGAGUGAUAAUGAUGAAGAUGAAGUAACAGAUAAUGAUGUGUCUGUGACUGAUUCAGCAUCUGAAGAAAGGGAUUCAUCAGAAGAUGAAACUGGAAGUUCAGAUGCUUGGCCAGCAGGUACUAUUAGGUGCCCGAUCUGCAUGGAUUUUUACCCACAGAUUGUGCAAAGUAGACGACUGAUUUUGUCAACACUGUGUGGCCAUGUCUUCUGCAGUCAGUGCCUCCCUUUUGCCCUUCAGACUGGCAGCUUUUGCCCAACCUGCAGGACAGAUCUCACUCCAGGACAAUAUCAUCCCAUUUAUAUAUAAGUACUUCUAUUUUUCAAGACAGUCUCAGAUGGAUUUGGGGGGGAAAGGUGGUAUAAUGAGGCUUUUUUUUCUAUGUGUAUAUAAUUUUUGUGGUAAAAAGUUCCA